AAGAGCUGUCUGCUAGAAAACGAUGCGGUGACUGGUGCUGAUGAAGCUUGGAAGUUCGCCUCGCCGUUGAACGUGCAAACAAAAGGCCUGGGAACCAACUGUAAAACAUGAAGUAGCAGCCCGACAGCAACGUCUUCGUGUGUUUUCGACCUCGGCUGAGUCGUGUAGGCGUAUAAUGUGCACCUUCACAGCUCUUGUGAAGGUGCAGUCGCCCGAAAGGUGCCGUCUCUGCUGGUCGGAGUGUAACAUGCUCGCUAAAGCGCACAUGACGGCAGUUGAGAGCUAAACUACCGUUCCGACACGUAGAGGUACGUUGAACAAGUGCCGAUCAUGUUCCCGAGACUUCGGCCGAGUGAAAUGCAACGGAACAACAGUUGACUGACGAUGUUGGAGGUCUCAUGUUGACAUCGUGCCGUAGUUGCAGAAAGCUCAUGACCCCACGCCGAUGACUGUUGAUGGUCCUUUGUCGACGGCGUGCGAGUUGUGAAAGUGCGCGAUGCCAAAACGGAAGCUGAAAUGGAUUUUACUGCUUGCAGUCACUUGGGUCGGUGGUGUAGGUUAUUACCUGUUUUGGAGCGGCCGUCGCAGCGGGUCUGAAGACAGCAAUGAGGCGCUACGACUGAAGCCGUCUGUGUCAGCGGCCCUCCGACAGUCCUCUUCCCAGCUGCCAAACUCUAGCAGACAGCUGUCGUGGCGCUACUUUGACGAGAAGAGCUAUGUAGCUGUGGCACGGAUCAAGCCGGGAGCAGACCCGUACGAGCGGCACAAGUUCAACCAAGAGGCGAGCGAUGCUCUGCCCAGCAACCGGGCCAUCCCAGACACACGCCACCCUAAGUGCAUUCCAGAAGGCAGCUUGCAGCCAGGCGAGAAACUGCCGCCAACGAGCGUCAUCAUCACAUUUCACAACGAAGCCCGCUCGGCACUCCUCCGCACCAUCGUCAGUGUCCUCAAUCGAAGCCCUCCCGAGCUGAUUGAAGAGAUCAUUCUUGUAGAUGAUUUCAGCGAUGACCCAUCGGAUGGCAAGGAAUUGGCAGCUAUACAGAAAGUACGAUUGGUGCGAAACAACAGAAGAGAAGGCCUAGUGCGCAGUCGAGUGCGUGGGGCCCACGAGGCACGGGCACCGGUACUCACGUUCCUGGACAGCCACUGUGAGUGCAACCAGGGCUGGUUGCCACCACUGCUUAGACGUGUCAAGGAGGACCCCCACCGCAUCGUCUGUCCUGUCAUUGACGUCAUCAAUCUCAACUCCUUCAAAUACUUCGGCGCCUCAGCUGACCUUCGCGGUGGCUUUGACUGGAACCUUGUGUUCAAGUGGGAGUUCCUUUCAAGUAAAGAGCGUGAAGAGAGGGCCGAUCAUCCAACACUACCCAUCAGGACACCCAUGAUAGCAGGAGGCCUGUUCGUUGUGGACAAGGCCAACUUCGAACAUCUGGGCACAUACGACACAGCCAUGGACAUCUGGGGUGGUGAGAAUCUCGAAUUCUCCUUUCGUGUCUGGCAAUGCGGAGGAAGCCUGGAAAUUCUGCCUUGCAGCCGCGUGGGCCAUGUCUUCCGCAAGCAGCACCCGUAUUCUUUUCCUGGGGGCAGUGGCAACGUCUUUGCUCGAAAUACUCGUCGUGCUGCCGAAGUCUGGAUGGAUGACUUCAAAAAGUACUACUAUGCCAUGGUGCCUGUUGCUCGCAAUGUUCCUAUGGGAAGCAUUGAAGAGCGGUUGAAGCUACGCAAGCGUCUGGGCUGCCAGUCAUUCCAGUGGUACUUAGACAAUGUGUUCCCCGAACUGAAGGUGCCAGCGGCUGGAGGAGAGCGACUGGCUUCCCUGCGGCAGGGUUCGCUGUGCCUGGACACCCUUGGAGGAAGCGAGGGCUCGCCUGUGGGCCUGUUUGCGUGUCACGGCGCAGGUGGCAACCAGCACUGGAGCCUUGCUUCGCGUCUCAUUGCCCACGGAGGUCUCUGCGUCACGCUCGACGAGGAGCAGGGAGGGUCGCUGCUGCUAAGACCCUGUGGAGGACACCCCUCACAGAGGUGGCUGUGGCUGGAUCACAAGCUUCAGCAGCCCGGUGGCAAGCUGUGUCUGGAUGGCGCCAACGGACGUCUGACGGCCCAGCCAUGCCACCGAACUGCCUCCUCGCAGCGGUGGGCGCUGUCUACCUGAGUGGCCUCCUUGACAGGACGCGGCUGUUACUUAAGGGACAACUUAAGACUGGUUGUGAUGGGUGUAUCAGAAGAGAUUAUCACAACUGCCAUCGCUACUUCUCUCGAUAGUUUAGCGAAGUACUGAUACGAAGUUUCAAAUUUCAUUAUAAUGAAAUCGCGUUUAACACGAAAAUAUCCGAAUUACAUAAUUACAUCCAAUAUUCGUUAUAAUCAUGUAUUUGUAACUUGCUCAAACUGGCAAGAAAACAUUUACUUUGUUAUAGUAUCCAAUAAUUCAUUAUAUUAUGGUUCAACUGUAUCAUAUUUUCCACUGUACAAGUCACUUUUUCCAAAGCAUUUCAAUCAAUGCUUUUUAUACAAGGCUGCAGCAUAGUUUGUAAGAUAUUCUAGUAGCACAAACAGGAACAUGAACACAAGAAAGCACAAAUACACACCCAUGGCACUAGUCGCAAACAAAUACAGUCGACUUCCGUUAAUACAACCCUGACGGGACCAACAGAAUUGAUCGAACUAUCUGGUGGGUCGAAUUAAACUGCAGAAAGAAUGAUACAACAUACCACUGAUUAAUUUGGCAGUAUUUGUUCUAUUUUAACAAGCCCCCUAAUCAAAUGCGUGCGUGCGUGCUUUCUAUGUGCCUAGAAAUGACACUAAAGCUCCUAAAGAAAGUAGAAAUCUAAUGCAAGUCCGUUCUUUUUAGCCAGAAAAAUGGACAAAGGUCUAAUAUGUGUUCUCCAUUGGCGGCUGGUUUCUCAAAAAGUCAGCUUCGCCGCAAUACAUUCUUGCUUAGCAGUAAAGCAUAUAAAAGCCACGAAGGUGGUUUUGGUUUCGCAUCUGAUUAUUGCACAGGCCAUUUGCGGCCCAAUUUUCUCGGGGGAAAUAAAAAAACAUGUUAGAACUGGGUGAAUACCCUAAUCAGACAUUGUGAGCUAUGGUUAUUGCUUGAAAAUCUGCCUCAGGUUGAAAGGCAUUUUCAACAGGAGAUGACGUGCUCAACAAAGUCACUCUUCCCUAAGCUCUGCCAAGGCAGGCGUUGCCACUGACGUGGUCGCUCUUGGGGCCAGACUUGAGUGUGCUGACUGGUCAAGUUCGAAUUAUCCGGCGAAGGCCAAUUUUAGGAUUGAAAUAACGAAACUUUUGGCUCAUAGAAAUGCAUGGGUGCCGCCCGAUACCUUCAACCGCAAUCAAAAUAAGCAAGAAAUUUAAUCGGCCCGUGUCAAAUGAAUGAAAGUCAACUGUACAGACAAUGUGCAUCUAGUAUCUGUGUCUGCAGCGUUCUUGUUCCUACCAGUACUGCUAGAAUACCUCACAAUGCCAUACCAACAAGCUUGCACUACAACUGUUGUUGACUUCAUAAAAAACAGGUCGAACCUUUUUUUUUUUAUCAGCAGGGUGGGACUGAUGCACGAUCAGUCCGUAGUGAUUAACUCUAAGCUUGAUCUAUGGGCAGUGUAAAAUGCAGCAGCAGUGGCUAUAACAAGCUCCUGUGUUGUCUUUGACAUCAUGAGCACACUAAAGUAUUUUGCAGGCUGCACUUAGUAAAAAAAAAGAGUGGUACAAUAGGCUGACAUUAAGGUUGCUUUAAGGCGCAAUGCCAACCGUGACUAUGAAUCCAAAGUUCCAAUUACUAUGAAGCCCUUUAAAUGCAGUUAUGUUUGUUUUAACCUCUUGUGCCUGUCCUGCUUUUCCAAAAGAGAUAUCCUCUAUCUGGUGCAUAGAAAAGUCUAUUCUCUGCUACCUCUGUGGCAUUGCACCAUGUGACCUCAGAAGUUGCACAGAAACUUUACAGUGAAGUCUAAUCUGUCUAUUGCUGCAUACAUAGUUGAAUACGGGCAGCAGAGCAGGCCAGCAUAUUAAUGCAAGAAUGAUGUGAUGCUGCCCAUCAAAGGCAAAACGUUUGAUGAAGGACAUAAUGUACGUGUUUAUUAUUAUUUUUAUACAAUAUGUCCUUUAGCAAGCAUCAACUAGCCCAACAACAUGCUGUCCUACAGGGCUUUGAUGACUUUGGCUAAAGGCCAGUAUGUGGCUCUCAUACACUUAACACAGCCAUGCGUUGUAAUAUACUAACAUUCAAUAUCGUCAUUCCUCCAUGAAAGCACAAGUAUGCACACCCACAUUUCGUUGCACCAACCAAACAAGGACCACUUGCACCCGUUAUAAACGCACAACUUAUGUCCCAACGUUUUCUUCAAAGACCUGCUGACAAGAGCGGCAUCUCACAUAAAAGGCGUGCUCACAGCGGUGGACUCUAUAGCUACAAUAUUCCGCUACUAAUUACGAGAUUGUGGAUUUGUUUCCUGGCUGCAUUUGGUUGGAGGCAAAAUGCAAAAACGCUUGUGUGCUUAGUACUUGGUGCAUGUUAAUGAAACACGGUUGGUCAAAAUUAAUUGGGAGCCCUCUGCUACUGCCUUUCUCACAGCUUUUGUAUUCCUUCCGAAUGCUGAACUCCAUAAUCUCUAUAAGUGUAGCUUAUAUACUGGAAAAUAUGGCAUGUGUUGUUUGUUUAUUGCAAUAUAUUAGCUUCAAUCAUGAGUCAAUACCGAACACUUCGUAGAAUGCAUCUUACCAUUAUCUUAAAGGUUGCUUGUGUAAGUGGCUGAAAAAUGUAUCACCUUGCGAAGUAAACUUUAGUACAAUUUGAGAGAGGCCCUGAAAUGAAGCACAUACAGUAGAAUUCCAUGUAAAUGAGCAAGGAUUGCUGAUGUCAAAUAUUUAAUUUAUGCAAGAGCUGGAGUGCACCAUAGUAGUCUUCCUGGUGCAUCCGUGGUUUUUGAGCGCAUCUGACCACCAGUUGCAACUGCUAUAUGUGUCGUUCGAAUCGCAUCCACCAGUAACAACUCCCUUGCAAUAAUGGAAACGCAUUUAAAAAGCCAUGUUCUUGUGUACUAAAGGCACCAUAACUGAUUGCAGAACAAGCUGGAACAAGCUGGAAGCAUGUUGUUGCGGCCAUGUGCUGGGAGUCUUAAAGGGGCUCUGAACCACUUUUUAUUGAAGUGUAGAAAGGCCUUCGAAGUGAAAAUAGACUAUUUCAGAAAUACCUUGCGAUGAAAAGUAGUUCAAUAAGUUCAGCAGAAGCGGAGUUACUGGCAAUCAAACACAGCCUCCGCUGUACUCCCGUUCCUUCUUUAGUGCCUUGCACUGCGAAAGCUACGGCACAUUGAGAUGUGCCCACAUUGCUGCGGUUUUUAAAUGUCACCGUGGCACACAGUUCAAAUUUCAUUUUGGAUGUUAAUGGAGACACCACGACUUCUGCCUUUGGUGCCUACAACACCCUAAACAUAAGCCAAACACGGCUGUCCUCAGCGAGUCGUACGCUUAGCCAGUGGACUCAUAGUGGCACCCUGCGGCGGUCGCGGUAUCUACGUCACGUAGCCGACUGCAGCUUGUUGUCAGCUAUAACACUGAGAAAUUUCGCUUCAACAUCUCGUUACACAGAGAUGAAUGUCAUUUGAGGAAAGUGUGAAGGUUUAGUGCAUCUGCUGGGCUGUAUCAUUGAUAGAACAGCGCUGUUAUUGCUUUGGCGACACUUAUACCUGGUCGUGAUGCAAAUAUGCCACAUAUGUUUGUUACACCUGCUGUCAUUGCCAGCACCUUUGUGGCUUAAAUGUGGGUAGAUAUUACAUGGUGGAGCAAGCCUGUCUGUAGGAGCACACUUAAGCGAAGUCUUACGUGGAGCUUCUCCUGCAAUGCAUGAACUGACAUGCAAAUGUACGCCCAACCAGUUACAGUUUCUGGAGCGUCAAAGUUGCAAAAAUGUUGUGAUGUUUAUGUAAGCCAGCCUAGAAUUUAGUGGUGCAUUGUGAUAAAUGCAUGGAAAAGUAUGCAUUGCAUGUUUCAAAUCUAGAGCCUAAGUUUAGUUUUGUUGUAGAUCCCGUGCUCCAAAAACUUUCAUGGGCAGGUGCAAGUAUCAGAGCGACAUAUCAUUGCAGAUAGUCGAGAGGCUAGGCUGCCACUUAGUCUGCAACUUGAUGCAUACAACGAACAAGAAAAAGAAAAUCAUACAAGCAUUUGAGCAGUGUUGCGAGCUGGAAGGGAAGUCUAUGUGGCAAGGCCUUCAGAGUCUCAUUCUACACUUUACAUAGUGGUUGCUCUUUGUCUUGUUGGAUGGUAAUGAAAAAGCCGAAUCGAAUCAUGUGGUUAACUCACCGUAUUAGCUCUGCUGUUUUCUUCUUUACAUAAAAUGAACAGCACUGGAUUGGUAGGUAGGUGCCACAGGGUAAUGUUUGUGUAAUUAGUCACUUAUUCCAUCAGUUAUACUUCUCCAUACAGUCGCUGUUUUUUUUACUUUCCACUCAGUCCUACCGGUAAUCCUCUACUUUCUUAACUUCUAGGUGUCGAGAUCUCCAACAAUGUCCUCCUGAACGUGAGGUUGAACUCGCUUCCGUAUCACCAGACUUGCAGUCAUUGCUACCUUAUAGGCGACGUAACACUCAUUGCUUCUCAUUACAUGCCUGAACCGUCUCGCAUCUUCCCUCACUAACCUUUGCUGCAAUGCCAAUUAUGUUGACUGGCUCUCAGAUAUAGUAUCUCUUUUUUCACACUAUCUUUCUUGCUCUUCCAAACAUUUCUCCAGGCAUUCUCAUUUAGCUGCUGGGGUCAAAACGUUAGGGCUUUUCUAGUGUUCAUUGAUAAUGGUACAUGACACACUGCUAAGAACAAGUUGUAUAGAACAAGUAUAAAGGCCAUUAAGUUUUGCAGGUGGAAACAUGGCUACUCACUUCAGGUGAAACCACUCACAGGAAGAAAAAAAAAAAAAAAGAACUGUUCACGUCACUUUGUCACCGCUAUGCUAAACUGGAUGCACUAUGCUCCAGUUUCAUACACAGCAGGCAACAAGGCGAAAGCUAUGCAUGUAGUGCAGCCAUAAGAGUAUUGCAGUUUGUCUCUCAAAGUGCAACGGUUUUUGACCUGCGACACCUUUUAUAUGGAAUAACUGCUUUAUAUAUUAGAACUAUAACUUGCGGAUGCAAGUUACCUUAAGUCCUGUAUUAUUUGUGCGUAUCUGCACAUCUCAUAAGCAACGUACUAUGUUUUGGCCAUGAGCGCAUGCGAUUCGCUGUGGCUGCAGAAAAAUAUUAUCCUACUUGUUUGAUGGCAAAUACGUUCAAAUCUACGACCCCUUUCAUGCUAUAAAUACAUUAUAUCUUGCAAUGUAAAAUACGAGAUUUAAUUUCAUUUCGGAUUGCAUGGAAUGUACCUAAUAUCUUUUACAUGUAAAGCACUACUUUCUCAUCAUGGAUGCAAACAGUGAGAACUCUCUCUAGCCUUCACAGCCUGCUGUGUUUGAAAUGGAGUACAGAAGCCACAGAAUGUGUCACUGGUAAAUAGGGCUUGUCUCAUACAAAGAACUGUUGGACCACACCUGUUUGAUUGAUUUUUUUUUUGUGACCUGCUGUGGCAAUUCCACGACUGGUGUUCCGAGUCAAACAUGAAGUUGUUUUCAUGACUGUGGCAAAUCAAACGGACAAGCAUGACCUCACUUCUGGUAUUCAGAAUGACUAAUGGGACAGUUGAGACUAGCAAGAUUUGUUCUUAGUGCUUAAACAACAAAUGAUUGUUUACACUGGCCAUUGGCUUCCAUUAAAGAAUAUGCAAAAAAAGUCUACCCAUGUUUUUCUAAUUACUACUUUUAGUUGUACUCAAACAUAAGGCAGCAUCAAAUAAUGCAUUCAAGAAUGUGCAAUUUGUCCUGAACUUCAUUUUACCUUUCGUUAUUUAGAACUUAAGCACUCUCUCCCACAAUUUUGCAUUUAACUUACUGUUGCAGUUUUAUAUGCAGUAGUUCACAGAACAAAAUAAACACUUUAUGUUACCACGAGAAGCUCUGGUUUACUAUUACUACUCCUACUUUGCUCCUGUAGUGGAGAUGUUAUGGUUGAGAAUACCAUUGCUUGCCUGUAGCAUUAUAUAAUGUGUUAAGAUGGCAAGGGAAAGCCGUGUACUACAUCUGUAUCAUCACAUAUCAGUGUGUACAUGUAAUGCUGUGUGCUAUCAUGGAAGAAUGAAAUGUGAACAAGUUAAGGUCAACUAGAACACCAUUGUUCUCGCUUUCACUAAGCACAGUGUAAGCUUAGCUUGAUACUUGUACCAAUAGUAGCAGCACAAAAUUGUACUUUUGCGUUUAUUAGAAAGUUAUAGCUUGUCUGUAUACAUAUUACCCUUCACAGAGUACACUGUUACCAAAGAAUGGCAACGUCAUCUUGUGGCACAGAGGCUUACCAGAAAAGACCCGGAGCUAUGAAUGAUCAACCGCAUUUUGCCAGCUACUAGUAUAAAGCAUUGGCCGUGAUGUAAUAGUCAGUAUGCCUUCUCAAACUUUCUUCUAAAUGCUUCUAAGAAGUUGUAGGAGAAACAUGUCACAAGAGGGUGCUACAUGUGUUACUGCUUCCCGAACCUCCAGUAAGCCAGUAUUCAGUUGAAGGGUAAUACGUGUACAAACUUAAACUUUAUUACUUGGAAGUGGUGUUUCACAUUUGUUUUACUCAUCCACGAUAGUAUACUCUUGUUGCUAGCAUGCAAGUUUCUCAUUUUGCAUAGUCUCAGGAAAAGUGCUGUAGCCUUUCAGUGUGGAAUGUGUCAGUACUGCCUACUGUUAUAUGGACAUUACUGUGUUUUCCUGAUGCCAUGUAUGCCCGACUGCUGCCUGUGUGGGGGGCUUUUCUGCAGAAUGUGCACGUUUGUGGGGCUGCGUGCCAAAUGGACUCUUGUCAUUAAAUACCAGCAUUUUCUUUCA
Dermacentor albipictus is the source of this 8884-nucleotide messenger RNA. RefSeq names its product polypeptide N-acetylgalactosaminyltransferase 2-like. NCBI's taxonomy places the organism in Eukaryota, Metazoa, Arthropoda, Arachnida, Ixodida, Ixodidae. Gene Ontology annotation, cellular component: Golgi apparatus. Gene Ontology annotation, molecular function: polypeptide N-acetylgalactosaminyltransferase activity. The record is from RefSeq and is a predicted model, not a curated record. Gene Ontology annotation, biological process: protein O-linked glycosylation.